Molecule: messenger RNA, 2616 nt
Organism: Stereum hirsutum FP-91666 SS1
Lineage: Eukaryota; Fungi; Basidiomycota; Agaricomycetes; Russulales; Stereaceae
Exons: 8
Coding region: 1-2616 (871 amino acids)
Source: RefSeq, a predicted model, not a curated record
AUGCUGACUGGCUCAUGUUUAGCGACACCCUAUGAUCGUGAAGGAGCGCCACUCGACCCCAGUGUUCCUCCAUCAUUUCCGCUUCCACAUCCUUUCAAAUGGGACCCGUUCGCGAACAGGGCCAACUUCGAGUUUGUUGAGUAUCACUAUGAACAGGCUCACUCGUCAAUAACAGGUGUCAACCAUCUCCUCGACAUUCUCGCUGCCCAACGCAUCCUUCAAGGUGAAAACAGCGAAACCGGCGGCUUCUACGACAACUACAAGGAGCUCUUAGCCGCCAUCGAUGCCAUCAAAGUAGGCCCAACGUCGUGGACUUCCUUCAUCGUCCGCUGGAAUGGUCCCGUUGAUGCCUCAUCGCCAUCCUGGAAACGCGAAGAGUUCGUCAUUCACACACGCGAUAUAAGAGAGGCCUAUCAUGGAAUGCUUAGCAGUCGAGACUUCGAAGGCAAGUUUGAUACACGACCAUACAAGCGUUGGGUGAAAGGCGAACGGACGUACUCGAACCUCAUGUCGUCGGUUUGGGCAUGGGAUAAAGCAACUGAGAUCGCCGCUGAUCCGACCACUCACGGAUCAAUGCUAGUCCCCAUCAUCCUUGGAGCUGACAAGACCACAGUUUCCGUGGCAACGGGCAACCAGGAGUUUCACCCGGUGUACACUUCACCAGGAAACGUGCACAACGACCUACGUCGUGCACAUCGUGAUGCUCUAAUUCCUAUUGCGUUCCUUGCCACCCCAAAAGCCGCGCGCGAAAGUGAGAAUGACGCCGAAUUUCGACUCUUCAAGAAACAACUAUACCACGCCUCGAUCGCUCAAAUCCUCAUGCCCCUGAAGGAUGCAAUGACUACUCCCGAGCUCGUACGUUGUCCUGAUGGACACUACCGUCGUGCCAUCUACGAGAUCGGCCCCUUCAUCGCAGAUUACCCGGAGCAAGUGAUCCUUGCAGGUAUUGUUCAGGGUUGGUGCCCUAAAUGUUUCUCGCGGCCACAAGCGCUGGAUGAGAUCGGACGGCCGCGGUUCCGUGAGUACGUCGAAACACUUCAAGAAACAUACGCCGGUGAUCCAGGAGUCCUUUGGGAUGCAUUUGGAGUGGUCGCUAACGUGAUUCCCUUCACGUCUCACUUCCCUCGAGCCGACAUCCAUGAACUCCUCACACCCGACCUACUCCAUCAAGUCAUCAAGGGUACCUUCAAGGACCACCUUGUUCAGUGGGUUGAAGACUACAUCAAGCUCUACAACAGUCCCGCCGAAGCGAAAAUGAAGCUCGACGACAUUGAUCGCAGAAUCGCUGCUGUUCCUGCCUUCCCGGGACUUCGCCGCUUUUCCAGUGGUUUGAACUUCACGCAAUGGACCGGGGAUGACACUAAAGCCUUAAUGAAGGUUUACAUUCCGGCAAUCGUUGGCCACGUCCCUGAUCGCGUUGUCAAAGCAGUUGUAGCAUUUCUCGAUUUCUGCUACAUCGCCCGCCGACCUUCUCAUACCGAAAAGUCGCUCGCUGAAAUGGACGCUGCCCUUCAACGAUUCCAUACGUACCGCACGGUCUUUGUCGAAGAGGGAGUCCGUGCGAACUUCGCUCUCCCACGCCAGCACGCACUCGUUCACUAUGUUCGUAGUAUCAGGUUGUUUGGUUCGCCGAACGGCCUAUGCUCGUCCAUCACGGAAUCGAAGCAUAUCAAGGCCGUCAAGGAGCCGUGGCGCGAUUCAAACCGUAACGAACCACUCGAGCAAAUUAUACAGAAGAAUGUCCGCCUUGGGAAGAUCGCAGCGGCUCGGGUAGACUUUGGUGCAAGGGGCAUGCUUAAUGGGAACGUUCGGAGGGCGGCUUACGAGGAGGUGGGGUUUUAUCGUCCAAGACUACAUGUGGAGAAGGAAGAUGAGGCAGAGACGAACGACGCGGAAAAGGUGAAGGCAUAUAAUGAGGGGAAAUUGGUUAUCGACGUGGAGGAUAUCGACUCGGAGCCAGCGCCAGUUGAUGACCUUUCCGAAACAUCUGGACUCCCUCAGCUCGAAAUACUCCUCCGUCGCUUUCUCUACGAUCAAAUUUACCCUGACCCCGAGUUAGAUGCCGAGCGUGUCCCCAUCGCUAGGCUCCCCGACAUUGAUGACAAGCUCUCCGUCUAUCAUAGUGCUCGUGCCGCCUGGUAUGCUCCCAGCGAGCUGGCUGGCCCUACUGGCAUGCACUCCGAGAUUAUUCGCAGCACUCCCCUGUUUUUUCGACGGUGGGAACGACGAGACACGGUGCUUAUUCAGAACGGCUCAGAGGAUGAGGUCAUGGAUGGCAUGGUAGUUGGGCGAGUGCUCAUGUUUUUGGGUGUCCCUCACGGUGAUGAAGAAUACCCCUGUGCUGUGGUUGAGUGGAUGCAUCCAGUCGGCGAGAGUCCUGAUCCCGUCACGGGGAUGUGGAUUGUGGCGCCCGAGAAGGUCGGUCCGAAGCGUACCGUCGGUGUCGUUCAUCUCGAUUGUAUUGCACGUUCUUGUCAUCUUAUUGGUGUCUAUGGCGAGACUCGGUUACCUUAUGACUUCGCAUUUUCAGACUCACAUACUGCUUUCAAAUCCUUUUACCUUAACAAGUACAUAGAUUAUCAUAGUCAUGAAGAGGGGCCUGGCACAGUAGGUUAA